UGACGUGGCUGAGCAUGUCUGUCUUAGACGGUCCACUCCCGCUGCCGCCGUAGUCAGCUUUGCUGCCAACAUGAAUGCGAUGACUCACGCGAAUGUAUAAAGUCGGGUUGUCUUUACCCUCGAUUCCCCAACUGGACACCAAAUAUGCUAAGACAGCUGCUGGCAUCUUCCCUUCUCAUUCUCUGUACUAUCAAGAGUGUGUUGGGAGAUUCUCCCUCCCUUCAGUCAAUCCUCGGCAACGACGACCUCGAAGUCUAUUUCCCGGGUCAGCCAGGCUACCAGAAUGCCUCGCGGGCAUUCAACCUUCGUCUUAACUUCAAGCCCGUCGCCGUUGCGUACCCAAACAGCACGGACCAGGUCGCCGAGCUGGUAAAGGUUGGCGCACUGCUCAAUAUCCCAGUCACUGCCCGUUCAGGCGGCCACUCCUACGCCGGUUAUGGUCUCGGUGGCGCAAACGGCCACCUUGUAGUUGACCUCACUCAGAUUAACGCCAUUAGCGUAGACAACUCUACCGGGGUUGCCACCAUUGGCACUGGAAAUCGCCUUGGAGAUAUCGCCAUCGCUCUUUUCAAUCAGGCGGGGCGCGCUCUGCCCCAUGGGACGUGUCCUUUGAUUGGCAUAGGCGGCCACGCGAGUUUCGGAGGGUAUGGUUUUACAAGCCGCCAAUGGGGCCUCACGCUGGACAACGUCGUCGGUGCAACCGUCGUCCUUGCAAAUGGGACGAUCGUUGAGGCUUCAGCUUCGCAAUACCCUGAUCUAUUCUGGGCCCUGCGUGGUGCGGGCCCUUCGUUCGGUAUCGUCACUCAAUUCCAAUUCACUACUUACGUCGCCCCGGCGCAACCGACAUUCUUCAGCUACUACUGGUCUCUCCCGCUGGAUCAGGCUAUCACAGGCAUAUCACUUUACCAGAAUUUCUCUUUCUCGUCCUCGAUUCCCAAAGAGAUCGGAUUUGAGAUGGACCUCACGAAGGGCAGCAGCGAGGGAGAGAUCUUGCUCAACCUGGUGGGAUCAUACUACGGCAGCCCGGAUCAGUACAGCGCCGUCGUACAGCCAUUCCUUGACGCCAUGACGGCUCCGGCCCAGGUCAAUGUGACGUCGUGGCUUGACAACCUAGUGCUUCUCGCUGGCAGCGCGAUUGCCAGUACGCCUCAAAGCAUCGCUGCCGAGAACAACACUUUCUAUGCGAAGAGUCUCACAACGCCAUCCGAUGCGCCUAUGUCGCAGGAGGCCAUCACCGCACUUGCGAGCUGGAUGUCCGUAGAAGGAUGGUACACAGACACGAAUUGGUUCGUACAACUAGAGUUGUACGGCGGCAACUCUUCGCAGAUCGACACAAUCCCUUCGAACGCUACGGCGUACUUCAACCGACACGAUUUGUGGACUAUACAGUUCUACACCUCGAGUGCUGACGCCGAGCCGCCCUUCCCCAGAGAGGGCUUUGCGUUCCUUGAUGGCCUCGUGGCUUCAAUCACAGCCAACGAGCCGGAGAGCUACAACUAUGGGGCAUACCCUAACUACGUCGAUCCACGCCUGCCUCCGAACGAAUGGCACGCACUCUACUUCGGGUCCAACUUCGAACGUCUCCAACAGAUCAAGACGGAGGUCGACCCGACUGGAGUAUUCACCUUCCCACAAUCUAUGUGA
Fomitopsis serialis is the source of this 1644-nucleotide messenger RNA. RefSeq lists its product as uncharacterized. The transcript has 9 exons. Lineage: Eukaryota; Fungi; Basidiomycota; Agaricomycetes; Polyporales; Fomitopsidaceae. Gene Ontology annotation, molecular function: FAD binding; oxidoreductase activity. Bases 145 to 1644 code for a protein of 499 amino acids. The record is from RefSeq and is a predicted model, not a curated record.